Sphaerulina musiva SO2202 is the source of this 3345-nucleotide messenger RNA. RefSeq lists its product as uncharacterized. The transcript is spliced from 3 exons. The record is from RefSeq and is a predicted model, not a curated record. NCBI's taxonomy places the organism in Eukaryota, Fungi, Ascomycota, Dothideomycetes, Mycosphaerellales, Mycosphaerellaceae. The coding region runs from base 2434 to 2907 and encodes 157 amino acids.
CUCGUCUCGAUCUUGGUGCUGGUGAAUGGUCCUCGCAUCGCGAAUCUGUGUGUCAAUAUUGAAAGCCGCUCCGUUUGUAGAGACGAGGGGAAGGGAACCUAAGGCAUGAUGAUCGAGAAUCCCAUGCGAUUGGUGAUGCAAUGCCUGCUGUCCGUGUCUGGACGUUCUCGUAUCGGGAUUCGUGGCGGGCAGCCAGUGGCAGACAGACGUAUUCUUGCCACAUCGAAGUCUAAAGGGACCGCAUGUUCCGCAGAAGGCGUGCGACUUAUAUUGGACUUGGAUGUCCGGCGUGGAAGUGAGCGGAACAGCAUCGAGACCCUCGAUGAACGCACAGUAUCUUACUUGCUAUCCUUGGCAUCUGCAGGUCGCGCUCUGACGGAUGACGAGGAGAAGGUCGGUGUGGACCAUGUGGUGUCGUCGAUGUGCUCCAUUCGCUCCAUUCGCUCCGCUGACAGCCUCCGUUGUUCCGCUUUGGGAAGCUAUAUCGUUCUUGGCGGUGUGAGAACACAUACAGGUACACAUACACACUCGAUGUCUUAGCAUCUCUUUUCGAUCACGGGCUUCUCGGGUUGACAAAUUAGGUAUGUGACCUCGUUCGCGGUCUGACUUCCUGCCUGAGGUAUACUGUCCGAACACCCGAAGUCCCGGAGAGAUCCUCAGGACUCGCCGUCUCGCAGGCAACGCUGUCCGACCAGAACCAGACUGCUGGGUGGGAUGCAAGCAUCACAGCUCUUCGUACCGCAACCCUUGCAGUCUGUCUGUUCUCUCCGGUCGCUCCCGGGUAUACCGUAGGAGUGGCUGGCAUCAACUACACCGUGUCUGCUGUCGAGCCCACAUGUGCAGUAUGCAUCAACCUAUCAAUUUGCAAUUUCCAGCCUGAGUUGCUCCAGCGAGCCACCUGAUUCUGACAGCAGUGUCUCCAACACCAACCAAGGUAUGCAGAGGCCGCCAGCUACAGAUUUGGGAACAGCCUCGCCGGUCAACAGAAAGCCGGACUGCCCGCCAGAAGACCAUAUACCCAUGCAUAUUUUUCCAUGCCUACGGUAUAGAGGCACCUAAGCCUUCGAGCACGUCCCCCGUCUUGGCACUCGUCCCUUUCCGCAGUCCGCACCUCUCCAACCCCAUCCGAGCGCAGGAUGUGCAGGCUUCAGCAAAGUCAAGUCUUCCCAGAGCAGAGCCUAACAGCGUCUCACUCAUCGUCACAGUGCGGCGGAGGAACACGAGUGACGGCAUGGAUCCUGGCCUCGAUGUUCCUAAAAGCAGAUCUGUCAGGCUGUGUCAGCCACUCAGCCAUACCAUAUCCUGGCGCGCAAAUCUGACAUUCCUGGUUUGAUGCCUUGUCAUUCAAAACCUUAAACGGACCUCGCAAAGAACGUUCCAUCUUCAGAAGGCCUUUCGAGCAUCAACUGGCCAGCACAGUGUCACAAAGUUCCUGGAGUCUGUGUUGGCAGAUUGCCAGUGGAGUCACCUCUACGUAGCCCGACCAGCUGUAGGCACUCGAUCGAUACGGUACAGUGGCAUCCGUCAGUAGCGACACGUGAGAAUCACUUGUAGAUGGCAAAAUGAUAUUGGUCUGUGGAGAACGCUUAACCUUGAAGCCAAGAUGACACACAAGCUUCUGAAGCAUGAGCACAUUUCCCAGCAGCCGGGAGAGAGUGUAGUGCUGGGACAAGACGAUCACCAUCUCGACCCUCUCAACUGUUCGUUGCUUGUUGUUACCCGGUUCGAUCGAGUUUCGUACCUGGCAGUAAGCUGCAAAAUCAUGCGUCUACUGCUAUUCUUGCCUACACAUAGCUGUCUCCAUGGUGUCCGAGAACAUGGUGACUCAUUCGUAUUGUUCAGUUGUGUCGGUGCAAUACCUGGACGUGAGCAGUCACCGCCAAUCAUUCGCGAGCAGAGCUGGGCGCCCCGAAAAGGUUUCGUACGGAUCUCACAUAUCUUGUUGAAGAAAGUCUCGCAGCCUGCCGAGACCUAGCCUGUGCUGAGCCUCUGCGUUCCUUGGGCUGUUGGUCUGAAGAGUGCACCAGGUUACGUAAAGGAAAGGAAUGGAUGCGGCGAUGCUCCGGCAGGGUACAUGGUUUGCUUCCGGUCUUGUGGCCAGUGAAGCCCAAGUUUUCUUACGCACCUCAGCCUCUCCCAGAGCUUAUACCCUGCAGAUGUUUCCAAAGAUGGCAGGCGAUGACACUCCGUCUCUCAAUUAUGGUAUACGAGUGGCCGGAAAGCUCACCUGGAAGCCUGAGGGCUCAUUGUCGAAGAAGGUAUAAGUAAGACUAUCCUUCCGACGAAAGAAUCAUCACCAGCACAACAACAACAACAACAACAACAACAACAACUCCAAUCAACUCAAGCAGCCUACUUCAACGGUCGUUCAGAACAUCUCAUCAUCAACCUCGCAACCACAUCAACCACAUCAACCCUCACUCCUCAGCAAAAAUGCAGUUCAAGUUCAUCGCCGCUUCCGUCGCCGCACUCUCGGUCGGCAGCGCCAUCGCUGGCCCAGUCCCAGCUCCAGUCUCGGAGAAUGGCAUCGUAGCCCGUGAAGCUGCCGCCAUUGCUCAGCCAGAGGCCGCCCCAGCGGCACUCAAGGCCCGCGACAUCGAUGGCGAUGAGCUCGGCUCGAUCCACAGUCAAGCGUGGACAUACGCUCAACAGAAACAGGGUGAGAAGCCUAGCGACUACGACUUGACCAAGGCAAGGCAAUAUUUCCCAUCGGACUGCUGGUCGAACAACUACUGGAGCAUCAACGACUACCAGACCAUUGGAUGGACCGCACAGGUCUGGUACAUCUACAUUCUGUACGCCCAGUACAACACCUACAGCUACAAGUGGGACACCUACUGGCCAACUAACUGGAACCAAUGGUCCACCUACUGCACUCCUGGUCUCUACUGCACCGGCAGCCACUAAAUGUCUCGCCCGGAGCCAGAAUCACAACAAGACCCAUGCGCGCGCAAAUGGUGGGGGGAGUGAACGCACAAGGACUGUAAUAUCUGGUGUUGGUGGUGUGGUCUGGUGGGCUGAGAGCAAGACGAUGACGAUGUUGUUGUUGUUGUUGUUGUUGUUUGUUGUCAGUGGAAAUGAUAUUUUGACGAUGGGGAAAUUUCCGACCGAAGACAUGAGCUUGACACAUGAAGCAUGCGAGAUAUGAUGAGAAGAUGAUGAUGCUGAUGAUGAUGAGGAAUCCGACCCGAGACGCUUGACUAGCAUUCGUUUUUAUUGUUUGUUCUUGACAGUGUGUGUGUUCAACGAAUAAGACAAAAAAACUACCCAAUAUACCUUAUAUACCCUACUUUAGGUAUUCGAAUUGAGUGGGGGGGAUAUGGGAAUAUAUACACUAUUUGGAAG